CUGCAAGUCAGUCUGGAGAGAGUAACUGCGGAAACACCUCAGUAUCUCUGAAAAGAGAAUGGAAAGAAGUGGACUUUAAUGAGAUCUUUGGCAGAUUGAAGUGUGUAAGACAAACUGAAAAGAUCCAAAAUGGAAAUGAAAAGCAGUCUGAGGAGGGCCCAGUCCCUAAAACACAUCUCGACCGAAAGCCAGCAGUCUUGGAGAGAUGCUGCGCUUCGGGAAAAGGGAAAGUCUGUCUCACAGCUGGUGGCCCAGUACCAAACCUCACUGGACUUAAAGAAUGCAGAUUCAGAAGAACAGAAGCAAAAGAUCCUAGCCAGAGAUGAUCCACCAGACACUAAAUUUGAAGCUCUUUUGAAGACGUUUGAGUCGAGACAGAAGCCAAAGAAAUCUGCUCAUUAUGACAAUGGAAAUCUACUGAGGAGCAAAUCCAUGGAGCACCUCCCUCGUCAGGGGGAAACAAGUAUCUCGUCACUGCUGGCCAUCUUUGAAUCCACGUCACCCUUGAAAGAGACAUGGAGGAGCCCUCAAGUGAAACAGGGACUGACUGCUGACAAGUCUGUCUUUGUUCCAUCUAAAAGGGAGAGACCAGUCACAAGAAUUUGGCAGAAGGUAGUAACAUCAGCAGAAGUAAAGGAAAUUGAAAGUAUUCCAACCAGAGAAGAGCAGGCUGUGAAUAAGAAUGUGACCCAUGGCUGGCCAGACAGAUUUCUGAGAGGAGAAAUGAUAGGAGGAUUGUCUCCACCUCUUGCCAAGACGAUGGGUCAAGCACAAGAAAAGAGGUUGCCACGGUUAGACCACCAGGAGGCCCCCUCUGCUGAAACCCAAACACGAGAGAAAUCCUUGAAUUCUGUGAAAGAAAGAUCCGCACUCUAUCUGCCCAAAGUAACAGCUGUGGACCUUCCAGGCAGCCCCAUAAAACCAGAUAAUUUGGCACAGCAGACUGUUAUAAUUACUGGAAACUCUCCAAAGACACGUAAGAUGGCAGAUAAGACCAAAAAGAUAAAGGUCUCAGCACCAUCAAAUGGGGCUCAUGUAGAAGACGAUCUGCCUCCCCCUCCACCACCCAGACCUCAGCAGGAAGAAUUGCCAGCGGCUGAAGAGCAAAGUGUCACAUUUGUGCCAGUGCCUCCACCGAAAGAAACCUUUUCCACUUUCUACCAGCAGCGGCAGAAAAACGAACUGAAAAGGCUCUUUAGGCACAUGCAUCCGGAGCUCAGGAAAAACUUAGAGGAUGUUGUGAACCAGGAGCUAGUAGAAGUGCUGAGCUCAGAAGACACACAGGCAUCUGUGGAAGCUGGAUAUCAGGGAGAAGUCCAGUCCAUGCGCUGGAUUUUUGAGAACUGGGCACUGGAUUCCAUAGGAGAUCCUCACUCUACUAAAAAGAUGCUGGAAGAGGAAGCUUUGAUGGGUGGGAAUGUUAAAGGCACCUCUUCUGUGUUUGAACACCAGGAUUCAGACAGCACGCAAAUAUACAGCUCCGUGGGAUCAAACGUUCCAGUCAGAGGGGACGUACAUGCAGCAGCUUGGUUGUUUGAGACACAGCCGUUGGAUUCCUUAAACAAAAUACACCCAGAGGAAGGAGACAUAGUAGAGGCAGUGCUAAAAGAAACAGUCCAAAGGGGUGAUGUGAAAGGAGCCAAACUACUGUUCGAAUCCUACCCGUUAGAUGCACUGGGUCGUUGCAACUCUGUGGAAGAUCACAGCUUCCUGAAACUGAAAUCGGAAAUUCAUGAGCAAAAAGGAGAUGUUCAAACAACUGUGAAACUCUUUGAGACGGAGCCGUGCUGCGCUAUCAGAGAUAGCACGGGUAACAUCCAUGAAGUCACAUCCAUAUGCAGAGAAGAAAUUCAAAGCAGCAGUGUCAGAAGCGCACGCUGGCUAUUUGAGACCCAGCCUUUCGAUGUCAUAAACCGGAAGGAAUCUGGGGUUCAGAUAAUUCGGGGUAUCUCCUUGGAAGAAGAUCAAAAGGGUGGAGUCGAAAGAAUGAGAUGGAUGUUUGAGACUCAGCCUUUAGAUACUAUACAUGAAAGUAUUCAAGAACCUAUGUUCCAAGCUACCACUGAACAGGUGGAAGGAGCUGAUGUUGGAAACAAGUGGCACCCAUUUGAAACACAGCCCCUGGCUUCACUGAAAGGAGAAUUCUCAGAUGAAAGUCGCUGCAGGGAAGAGAUAGUUGGUGGUGCUGUGAGAUCCACCUUGUGGCUGUUUGAAACACAGCCCAUGGAAAACUUGAAGGACAACUAUGAAGUUGGUCGCUUACAGAAAAUCACAGUCACUGAUGAAGAAAGGGGAACAGUGCAGAACAGAAAACAUGUGUUUGAAACAUGCACUCUAGAUACCAUUAACAAGGAAUUAACUGAAGGAGAAAGGAAAGGUGAUAAUUAUGAGAUAGAAAAAGGUGAUGUUAAAUCCUACAAGCACCUUUUUGAAACAAUUCCUCUGGGCAACAUUUCUCAAUCUGAGGAUGAGUCAGUUGAAAAGUGCCAUAAAGUUGUAGUUGGAAAUGUAAAAAGUAGCAGGGAAUUAUUUCAGACUACGCCCUUGUAUGCAAUUAAAGAUUGCUCAGGAAAUUACUAUGAGGUGACAACGGUAAGCAGAGAGCAGAUUGUCCAUGGAAAUGUGCAAAAAUACAAAUGGAUGUUUGAAACCAGACCUCUAGACCAGUUUGAGGAAGAAAAGGUUGAGAUCAUCAGAGGCAUUACCAAGCAAGAAGAUCAGACAGGUGAUGUCAAGACAACAAAAUGGCUUUUUGAAACACAAUCACAAGAUCGCAUCCAUUCACAAGUCAAUCAGACAGAGAAGCCUCUAUCAAAUCAAAGGGAGACUUUACAAAGUGGGGAUGUAAAGACAUGCAGGUGGCUGUUUGAAACACAACCUAUGGAUAUUCUGUAUGAGAAAUCUGAGAAAAAACAAGAAGAAGAAACAUUACCAAAGACUGAUGUGAAAUCUUACACUUGGCUAUUUGAGACACAACCCCUGGAUACUUUAAAUGAUUUAAGUGAACGGCAUCUGAAAUUAUGCAACACAUCUCAGGAUGGACUGAAGGCUGCUGAUAUGAAAACAGAACGGCAUUUGUUUGAAACAGAAGAUUUAGACAGCACCGGAGGAACAGAUGGAGAGAAAGAAGUCAAAUAUGUUAGUCAAGUUGAUGUCCAGUCAGGGGAUGUUUCUCGAGUUAAAGAAAUCUUUGAGACAAAGUCACUUGAUGAAAUAGGAACAGCAUCUGUAAAGAUCUCAGAGGCGCUAGAUGAUAAUGAAAAUAUUCAGAGAGGAUCUGUUCGCAAGUUCACCUGGCUUUUUGAAAAUUGUCCAAUUGAUGCUAUUCAAGAACCCAAAGAGGAAGAGAAAAAUAUAAAACCGUGCUCCAUAAGCGAAGUUGAAGGUGGGAAUGUUGGCAACAAAAGGUUUAUUUUUGAAACAUUCUCUUUGGACCAGAUUCAUGAUGAAGAUCAGACGUUGGACCAUACAUCUGUUUCUGUAAAAGAACCCCUGAAUAAAGGAGAUGUGAAGUCUUGCACAAUGCUGUUUGAAACACAACCUUUGUAUGCCAUCACAGACAAAGAUGGGCAGUUUCAUGAAGUCACCACUGUCAAGAAAGAAGAAAUCAUAAGUGGAGAUGUGAGAGGUGCUAGAUGGAUGUUUGAAACAAAGCCCCUGGACACUAUAAAGCCACAGGAUGAGAUCUUUGUGAUUCGUGCUGUCACCCAGGAGGAUGUUCUCAAGGGUGAUGUGAAAACAGCGCGAUGGCGUUUUGAAACACAGCCACUCAGUUCUCUUACAAGUCAAGAUAAGAUGUGGACAAGAAAUGUGGAUGAUGUUCAAAAAGGUGAUGUAAAGUUCAACAAAGAGCUCUUUGAAUCUCAGGAGGUGACUCAGAAGAAGUAUGUAAGGAUGGUAAGUGUUACAGAUGCUCAACACGGGGAUGUCAGGACUUCCACCUGGCUUUUCGAGAAUCAGCCUAUUGACUCCUUGAAGGGGGAACUGCAGGAAAAGGCCUCUGUCCCAACUGUGCAUAGAGAAGACAAUCACAAAGGAGAUGUGAAGAGAUGCACUUGGCUAUUUGAAACACAGCCCUUGGACUCUCUCAAGGAUUCUGAACCAAAGGCUAACAUAAAGGUUCAAGAGGAAGUGCCACUGACAGAUGUGAAGAGCACCACCUGGCUGUUUGAGUCAACACCACUCGAUAGACUCAGUUUCCAAAACACAGUGGAAACGGAAACAGUGGUGCAGAGUGUGAAGGAGACUUUACACCGUCUCUAUUAUUUUAAUGCCGUUCGUUCCCAAGGAAUUGUUAUUGAAGCCAACGAAGCCAGAAGUGUAAAAAUGGCAAAAUACCAGCUAACAAAUAAAGAAGGUCCGGAAAUUCAGAAGGAAGAAGUUGUUGAAGGGAACAUAAGGGGAAUAAUGCUGCAGCUCUUGCAGAAGACAAAUAUUGAACCCCAGGGUGUUCUCCUAAAAGAAGAUGAACAGGGUAAUGUUCAAAUCACUAAACUGGAACUAUCUGUUAACCAGCCGCUGUCCAAUAUUACUUUGGAUGCACAAUUUGGGAAGGAUGAUGUAGCUCAGGCUGUUGAAAGUCUUCUCAACCAGGACAAGUCUCUGAAAAAAGGAAUCUUAAUUCAAGAAACUGAAAGGGGGCAUGCUGAAAUGACAGUUUAUUCUCUUCACAGUAACCAUAAAAAUGGGGCAUUGAGUCAGGAGAUCAUCAAAGGAGAUGUGAAGUCCACUAUUGGCAGCCUUUUAGCUUCUGCUCAAGAAACUAAAUCCUUGGCCACAUUCAAAUUGGAAGAAAAUGAAAAAGGAAAUGUCAAUUUAUACAGGAGCUGCAUUGAGAAGGGAGACCUUAAAUACUUAAAAAGUCUUCAAACAGAUGCAUCUGAAGAUGAGCCCGAUUCUUGCUCUGGGGAACAGACUGAAAUUUUACAAGGAGACGUAAAAGGUGCAAAAAAACAUCUCAAUCAACAAAAUGAGCAAGUUGAGCGAACAGUUGUUGACAUUGUACCUGGAGAUGUGAAGAACGUUAAAAAAGUAUUCUCCUCUGAAAGAGGUACAGAAAUAGGGAAUGUUCAGAAAGAAGAAAUCAUAUGUGGAGAUGUUUCCUCUGCUAAACAGUCUCUUGGAGAGGCAAGUAAUCAUCCAACUGUUGUGGAAAAAGAGGAGAUAGUGUCGGGGGACAUUAAGGCAACAUUGCAAGCUCUGGAACGAGCAAAGAAUCAGAGCAUGCGGUUGGAAAGGGAAACCGUUGUUCCAGGAAAGAUUUAUGACUUAAAUGUUGAGUUACAAGAGACAUCAGCUGAUGUCAGUGAAGCAAAACCUAGGAUAACUGAAGAUGUCAGUUCUCAAAAACAGGAAUCAAAACAGACCUAUCAAGUGGAAAGACAUGUAGUUAUGGAAGACACACAAAGUUCAGAUCUUCAAGCAGCUAUGCAAAGCCUCAGGCAGGCUACAGCUGAAGCAAAGACCCUUCAACAUGUUGUCCAGGGGAAGCAGGUAACAGUUACUCAAGGAAACAUCCAGCACGAAAAGCAGAAAACAGCCAGUGUCCAACACGCCAGGACCAUGCAGACAUCAGAACAAUUACAGAAAACAGCUGUGCAAAUGAAGGAAACUACUUGUUGUUCAAGGAAGGAAUCAGCAACCUCUACAAGAAGUGAGGAGAAAGUCACAUCUGCAUACCUAAAGGUCAGUGACUCCGUGGAGAUGCAGGGAACCAGUCAAAACUUUGAAGCUUGCCAGGAAAGCAAAGUUACACAGAGUACAGAUAUUAACAUUAAUAAAGAAGGUCCACAGCCAGUACUCUCUGUAGUAAAUCCUUUUUUCAGUUCAGAUUAUGAUGCACAAAGUUCACAGGAAAAGACAGAAACAGAAGCUGUUGUAAGAGGAGAUGUAAAGGCUGCUAUUAAAUCUCUGCGAAGUGCUGCAACAGAACAGAAACCAGUAGAAAAGGAAGACAUUGUAAGAGGUAAUUUGCAAGCAGCUCUUCAGUCUCUGGAGAAGUCUAACAUUAAUGUAUCUAAAGGGGACUUUAAAGCUGCUAUGAUAUACAGAAAUGCAGGGCAGUCUUACUCAGAAUGCAGAAAGAAAAAAGAUACCACAUCUGUUUGCAACCAGUCUGUUUUCAUCUCUGUACCUCCAUCUGAUGCUGAAUUAUCUCCUCCAGUUUCAGUGACUGAUGGAGAACAGCAGCCACCCGCAACAGUGAGCAAAGCAACAAUAACAAGCUCCAACAAGGAUGAAACUGCAAAUAAACCAUUUAAUUCUUCUAAUUUGAUAAGCAAUUCUGAGAUCCCCCCGCCUCUUCCUCUCAAGACUUGUGAAAAGCUGACAACCCAGAAACCAGCCCUUCCACCAAAACCAGAACAUCUGAAUAAAGGCCCCUGUGGUGCACCAGCAAGUAGACCUGUUCCUCCACCAAAACCUCAGCAUCUCAGAGAAAAACAGCAUACUCCAGUUAUUCCGAUUAAAGUCAAACAACAGCUACCAGCAAAACCGUCACCAGUACCUAUGACUCCAGAGCCUUUGUCAAACAGUCAAGAUGUAUUUAUCACAAAAUCUACAGACAAACCUUCAAAAAAUUAUCUUCCUGCUAAAGUAUUAACAUUAUCAAGAAAACAAGACAUGGACUGUGAAAACACUGGAUUUCAUGCUGCGUAUUUUGAUACCAAAAAGGAAAAUUUGACAGAAAUUGAUAAAACACUUCAAUUUGUGGAUCUAAAUAAAGAAAAGAAAAAAAUUCUGACGAAAGAGACAGUUGAAGAAUUACAGUCAGCAGCCAAAACUAAAAUCCCAACUUGUGAAGUGAUAGAAAAAAACAAGAGUGUUCCACAAAGCAUCAAUGCUGUAGAAGAGAUUCGAGGAUAUAUGCAGUACUAUUCAGAGAACAGUGAAAUUAAAAAUUUUCAAACAGCUCUUCAGAACUUUGAUGAUAAGAAGAAAUCUUCAGGUCAAUUAAGUUCAUCUGUGAUAACAAAAAAGGGUGUGGUUGUGACUGCUCCACCACUGCCAAAGAAGGCCAAAGUAAUUCAAAAUGAAGAAAAAAAAGAAAUUUCCAAAUCUGAGACUAAUACCUGUUUGAGGCAAAGAACUACUGUUUCUGAACAAAAUGGCACUUACAGGCAUGGACAACAACAGAAUUCUCAAACUGAACAUCAUAGACCAUCAGUAGAAGUCACUUUUAGUCACAGACUUGAAGAGCAGCAGGAGCAACCAGAGAGCAAAGUUGUUCUUAGAGAGAAGAAAGGCAGGAGAGAGACAGAAGAUGAAAGGAGGCAAAGACUGUCAGUCCACAAAGAUGAAAUAAUGAGAGGCAAUGUAAAAGCAGCAAUGGAAAUUUUUGAAAAUCUGAGGAAACGAGAGGAGCUGAAAAUAAUUCUUUCCAAAGUUGAAGAAAUCGAAGGAGAGACAUGUAAAGUGGAUGUAAGACACCUGAAAAAUUUAUUUGAGAAUGUUCCUGAGUGGGUUGUUGGUCCUGGUAAAAGUCUGAAGAAUAAUAAACCUAAAGGGGAACAGAAAGUUGAAAAGACUGAAACACUGAAAGAUGAUACUGAAAGUAUGUCCUCUGUGGAGGUUGUGUUUGGAGAUCUAGAAAGAGCAAGUGUAGAAAUAAUUAAUUUGAAAGAGCAGACACUGGCUAGACUGAUGGAUAUCGAAGAAGCAAUAAAGAAGGCAUUGUAUUCAGUCUCCAAUUUAAAAUCAGAAUCUGACAUUGCUGGGCUGUCUGGGUUGUUUAAAGAAUCUUUAGGUACUGAACAAAACUCUGUCACUCCCAACAACAUAAGAAAAAUUAGCAUUGUCUCCAGCAAAGCCAAAUUAGAGCAUUCAAAAGAGACCUUUGGAAACAACACAAAUGAAAACAUACUGCUGUCAGAAAAGACAGAUAAAGUGGAAAAAACAGGACUGGAGGUUCCAGUUAUCAAACCUAAUUCCCCUUCAUCUCCAUCAUACAUCUCAAUUCAGUCUGCUGCAAGAAAACCUACUGAGCCUCUUAAGUCAGAGGAGUCCAUGUCAAUACCUUCUGAAAAGCAAGUUACAGCUGAGAAGGUACAGAGCGAUUGCAUUAACUCCAAGCCUGAAUGUGAACCUAAAAACACCCAUGGCACGAAUGGUGACCCAGACAAAUGCCCUGAUUUAUCACAGCAAGAAGCACUCAGCAAUGUUUACAGUCCUCUCAGCCCAAGAAGACAGAAAAGCGUGCUUGAGGUCAAAACAGUUCCUGAAGCUGCUGGAAUAGUCGGUACAAAAACGGUUAUGGAAAAAUAUGAAGAGACUGAUUGCUUUGGAAACAAGUUUGUAACUUCAAAGACAUCGACUAUUGUCACAAAACAAUCCGAAACAAAAACCUCAUCGACGUAUGAGGUAGUUGCCAGUCCAACUAAAUAUGAAGUUAUGACCUCACCACAGGUCAGAAGGUCAGCUCACCAUUUUUCAGAAGGUCCUCAGACAAAUUGUAAAGUCAAAGAAGGUGGUACAGUUUUUGUCACAUUUGGUCAUCCAAAAACAGGAGGAAAACAUUAAAUAUGUAGGCAUAUAGCUGUAUAGACUCCUAGAUGAUUCCUUUAAUAUUAAUGUUAUCCUUAAUAAAUUGUUUCUUUUACUGCCUA
Molecule: messenger RNA, 8603 nt
Organism: Lepisosteus oculatus (spotted gar)
Lineage: Eukaryota; Metazoa; Chordata; Actinopteri; Semionotiformes; Lepisosteidae
Product: xin actin-binding repeat-containing protein 1
Biological process (GO): actin filament organization; actin cytoskeleton organization
Cellular component (GO): focal adhesion; stress fiber
Molecular function (GO): actin filament binding
Source: RefSeq, a predicted model, not a curated record